Molecule: messenger RNA, 3018 nt
Organism: Penicillium lagena
Lineage: Eukaryota; Fungi; Ascomycota; Eurotiomycetes; Eurotiales; Aspergillaceae
Product: MCM DNA helicase complex subunit MCM4
Exons: 5
Coding region: 1-3018 (1005 amino acids)
Biological process (GO): DNA replication; DNA strand elongation involved in DNA replication; mitotic DNA replication initiation
Cellular component (GO): MCM complex; nucleus
Molecular function (GO): single-stranded DNA binding; single-stranded DNA helicase activity; ATP binding
Source: RefSeq, a predicted model, not a curated record
AUGUCGUCCCCGGCUUCCAGUCGUCGGAGAGGACGCUCCUCCCAAAACCCCACCGCGUCUCCCUCCUCCUCCCGCCAGGAGCCCCCCAGCAGCCCGACCUUCCAAGCCACGCCCCGCGCGUCCCGCCGUCUGGCUGAGGGAGCAGUGCCCACCUCGUCGCCAAUGUUCUUUCAGUCGUCCCCCAACAAGGGCCCCAGUGAUGCAAGUACACCGGAUGUUCGCAUGGAUGAGCCUAGCUCGCCAGCACGGGCGCCGUCGACAAUGGAUGAUGGCGACAGAACCCCCCGCGGAAAUGCCCAAGUCAGAGAUUCUUCUCCCAUUCAUUACAUCCCGAGCUCUAGCCCUACACGAGGUGCCGGCCGAACAGACAUCCGUUCCGACUUGCGCUCAGAUGCACUAAGCGUAAGCAGUGGCUUGUUUGUUUCAUCACACCAAGACCAGGACCGGCGGGGUGCUUCCCGCCGCAGCGAUCUGCACUCGGGUGGCUUUGCAUCGACCCCGAAUCGCAGGAAUCGCAUGUUCGUGGAUGCCAAUGGGAUGCCGGCGGGCGAGGGGGCGCCUCGCUCCGAUGCCACCUUCUCCAACAUCAACCCUGGUACCUCAGAGGCGGAGGCCAUGGCCGGCAACUCAUCACGUGUAAUCUGGGGCACGAACAUCUCGAUCCAAGACUCCAUGUCUGCCUUCAAAAGCUUUCUCUACAACUUUUCAACCAAGUACCGUCUCUGGGCGGAUGGUGCAACGGAGGAUGAGACUCGGAGGAUGGGAGAUAUAGCAGACAAGCGCGAAUACAUCAACAUGCUGAACAAUAUGCGCAAAAUUGGUCUGAUGACCUUCAAUCUGGAUGCCGCAAACCUCAAGGCGUAUCCGUCGACACUGAAGCUGUGGCACCAGCUGCUUGCAUACCCACAGGAAAUCAUCCCCCUGAUGGAUCAGACUGUCAAAGAUGUGAUGGUUGAUUUGGCGCUGAAGGAGAUGGACGUUCUCCGAUCCGAGAGCCAGCGAGGUGUCCAGGGUCGGGAUCGACGGGGCCAACCAAUUCUCACAUCUGAUGGUGCUGUUCCGGCGGGUGAUGUUCCUGACCUGGUGGGGGAAGUUGAGGCGAUGACCUUCAAGGUGCUUCCGUUCGGUCUGGACAAGACCGUGAACAUGCGAGACCUUGACCCAGCUGAUAUGGACAAGCUGGUCGCUGUCAAGGGGUUGGUCAUCCGAACCACUCCAACUAUCCCUGACAUGAAAGAAGCAUUCUUCCGCUGCAGCGCCUGCGGCUAUGGUGUGCAAAUCGACAUCGACCGUGGCCGAAUUGCCGAACCUACCACCUGUCCUCGGGGCGGAUGUGAGGAGAAGAACACCAUGCAGCUCAUUCACAACCGCUGUUCUUUCUCCGACAAGCAGGUUAUCAAGCUCCAGGAAACUCCUGACAACGUCCCCGAUGGACAGACACCGCACUCGGUCUCGCUCUGUGUGUAUGAUGAAUUAGUCGACUCUUGCAAGGCUGGUGACCGCGUCGAAGUCACUGGAAUCUUUCGAUGCAACCCGAUGCGCGUGAGUGCCCGUCAGCGCUCCCAGAAGUCGCUGUUCAAGACGUAUGUCGAUGUCCUUCACGUGCAGAAGGUCGACCGCAAGAAACUGGGGAUCGACGUGUCGACCGUUGAACAGGAAAUGUCUGAACAGGCCGCCGAGGCGGACCAUUCGCGCAAGCUCACGGCUGAGGAAGAGGAAAAGAUCAAGCGGACUGCCUCGCGCCCCGAUGUUUAUGAAUUGCUUGCUCGAUCAUUAGCCCCCAGUCUCUACGAGAUGGACGACGUCAAGAAGGGUAUUCUGCUGCAAUUGUUUGGCGGCACGAACAAGACGUUCCAGAAGGGCGGCAACCCACGGUAUCGUGGCGACAUCAAUGUGCUGCUCUGUGGUGACCCGUCUACCGCGAAAUCUCAGCUUCUACGCUACGUUCACAAGAUCGCCCCUCGUGGUGUCUACACCAGCGGUAAAGGUUCAUCGGCCGUCGGUUUGACUGCCUAUGUGACUCGCGACCCGGAAACCCGACAGAUGGUCCUGGAGUCCGGUGCUUUGGUUUUGUCGGAUGGGGGUGUCUGCUGCAUUGACGAGUUCGACAAGAUGAACGAAUCCACGCGGUCCGUCCUCCACGAAGUCAUGGAACAGCAGACGGUGUCCAUCGCCAAAGCGGGCAUUAUCACGACCCUGAAUGCGCGCACGUCUAUCCUGGCGUCCGCCAACCCGAUCGGCAGCAGGUACAACCCGAGGCUGCCCGUUCCACAGAAUAUCGAUCUGCCACCGACCCUGCUCUCUCGGUUCGAUCUUGUCUACCUGGUGCUGGAUCGGGUGGAUGAGUCGGAGGAUCGUCGGCUGGCUAAGCACUUGGUCGGCAUGUACCUGGAAGAUAACCCGGAGAAUGCCAGCUCUCAGGAGAUUCUGCCUAUUGAAUUCCUGACAGCCUACAUCACCUAUGCAAAGACCCAGAUCCAUCCCGUGCUGACCCCAGCGGCCGGCCAGGCUCUUUCGGAUGCCUAUGUGGCCAUGCGCAAGCUUGGUGACGACAUCCGCAGUGCCGAACGCCGCAUCACGGCCACAACCCGCCAACUGGAAUCUAUGAUCCGACUGUCCGAAGCCCACGCACGCAUGCGGUUGUCGCACGAAGUGACAGCCGAUGAUGUGGAGGAAGCCGUGCGACUGAUCCGGUCAGCCAUCAAGCAGGCUGCCACCGAUGCCCGGACAGGUCUGAUCGAUAUGGGCCUACUGACCGAAGGCACCAGCGCCAGCGAACGUCGGUUGCGCGAGGACCUCAAGAAGGCCGUGAUGGCCCGGCUCGAGGAGCGCGGCGGGGUCAGCGGCGGCGCCGUGCGCUGGGCUGAUCUCUUCCGCGACUUGAAUGAGAACAGCGACGUGUCGCUGGAACACAGUCAGUUCGGCGACGCGGUGCGCGCGCUGGAGGCUGAGGGAGCGCUCAAUGUCAUUGGGGAGGGAGCACGGCGGAGUAUUCGGCGGGCUGCUGGCUUGCCGUAG